UGUAACAUCAAGAUAUAUUAAUUAAAUGACCCCCUUGUUCUGAUGAUCUGGAGCAACCUCUCUCUCUCUGUUGAGUUGUGGACCGCCAAGAGUUUCUGGAAAUCAUGCUAGAAGUUUGCAUAUUAGCCAAACAUAAAGGGUUUAGGCCUUUCCCGAUCAGAAAUGGCGUCUCUCAUGGCGGCCCGGCGUGCUCGAACCCCCAUUCUUCUCUCCUCCUUCUUCAAGGUACGGUCUCCUCUCCCUUCUCGUUUCACCUUCACUUGCGGAGACCAAACAGAUACCCUAAUCAAAGCCCUAAGCACCUCAGCAAUCCCUAACGAUUUCUCAAAUUUUCCUCCUCCGCCGCAACAACCUUCUUCGUCUGAUCCUCGAUAUCGUCAGGCCCAGCGGGGGAGCCAGGUUCAUCCUCCGAAUGGAAAUUUUAAUAACCAGUCGUUCUCGGAGUUUCAGAAUCGCGAUUAUGUUCAACAGGGAAGCCCUAGUAAUCAAUUCAAUUAUCGAAGUCAGAAUCAGAGCCCUCAACCCAAUCCUGGAUUCUCUCUUCAGGGUCAGAGAUAUACUCAAGCCGGUAACCCUAAUUCGUGGAAUCCUCCAAAUCAAAGCUACCCGCAGUAUCAAAAUCCUUCACAGCCGAACCCUCAAAAUUUCAAAUAUCAGCAAGAAAGAGGUCCUAACCAAUGGAACAAUCAAAAUCAAGGAUACCCACAGUCCGGAAGGCCUGAACAGCGGAACCCUCAAGUAGAGUAUUCUAAUCAGUUGAAUAACCAAGCUGGGAUUCAAAGGCUUGGUGCUCAAAAUCAAGAACCAAAUGCUUUUGUAUCUCGUAUUGAUGAACUGCGGCGCGUUUGUGGAGAGGGGAAGAUGAAAGAAGCUGUUGAAUUAUUGAAAGAAGGUGUUAAAGCUGAUGCUGAUUGUUUCCAUCUGUUGUUUGAACUAUGUGGGAAGUCUAAAUCAUUUGACAAUGCUAAAGUAGUUCAUGAUUACUUUUUACAGUCAACUUGUAGAAGUGAUCUGCAAUUGAAUAAUAAAGUGCUCGAGAUGUAUGGGAGAUGUGGAAGCAUGAGUGAUGCACAGAGAGUGUUCGACCAUAUGCCUGAUAGAAAUAUUGAUUCUUGGCAUUUCAUGAUGAAAGGAUAUGCUGAUAAUGGAUUGGGUGAUGAGGGUCUGGAGUUAUUUGAGAACAUGAAGAAGCUAGGAUUGCAACCCAAUUCACAAACUUUUCUUUUUGUUAUGUCAGCUUGUGCUAGUGCAAAUGCUGUGGAAGAAGGAUUUCUGUACUUCGAGUCAAUGAAAAAUGAUUAUCAUAUUACCCCUGACAUGGAUAGUUAUUUAGGGCUUUUAGGUAUUCUUGGAGAACCUGGACAUAUCAAUGAGGCUUUUGAGUAUGUUGAGAAACUGCCAAUGGAGCCCACGGUCGAGGUGUGGGAGACUUUAAAGAAUUAUGCUAGAAUUCAUGGAGAUGUUGAUCUUGAGGACUAUGCGGAGGAGCUAAUUGUUGAUCUGGACCCAACGAAAGCUGUCUAUAAUAAGAUACCGACGCCACCGCCCAAAAAGCGGUCUGCAAUUAACAUGCUUGAUGGGAAGAACAGGAUUAGUGAAUUCAGAAAUCCAACUCUCUACAAAGAUGAUGAAAAAUUAAAAGCUUUGAAGGCAAUGAAAGAACAAGGGUAUGUGCCAGAUACUAGAUAUGUUCUUCACGAUAUCGAUCAAGAGGCCAAAGAGCAGGCAUUGCUGUAUCAUAGUGAACGAUUAGCAAUCGCAUACGGAUUGAUAAGUACUCCAGCACGGACGCCUCUUAGGAUCAUUAAGAACCUAAGGAUCUGUGGUGACUGUCACAAUGCCAUCAAAAUCAUGUCUAGAAUUGUUGGGAGAGAGUUAAUUGUAAGAGACAACAAACGGUUCCAUCAUUUUAAGGAUGGUAAAUGUUCUUGUGGGGAUUACUGGUAAACCAUUUAUUCUACAACAACCCUCAACAUGUACCUGAUGAGUUUAUCUUCUCAAUAGUCGAGUGCCAAACCAUCAAUAUCCUUAUGCGAACCCGGGAACAAGCUUACUGAUCGGAGAUGAGCUAGCCAUUUCUUUAUAAUGUACGGUCUGCUUAUCCUUAGUCUUAUAAUCAUAUUUUUUUCUUCUUUUCCAGCUUUUUAUUGUUGAAUUGAAUUGGAAAGCGCUAGUUUUAUUCUCCCUGAAAGAUGACAUGUAAGCAUUUUGCAAAAAGAAAACAUCCCAAUGGCAUUCCUUGAAUCCUUCUUAAAAAUGUGGUAAUUUGUUAAACAUUUUAAGAGGGACAUGCUUUGGAUUUGUUAAGAAGAACAGCAGUUACUUUCAUCCA
This is a messenger RNA of Benincasa hispida (wax gourd), 2332 nucleotides long. RefSeq names its product Tetratricopeptide repeat (TPR)-like superfamily protein. Gene Ontology annotation, molecular function: protein binding; RNA binding; zinc ion binding. The record is from RefSeq and is a predicted model, not a curated record. Gene Ontology annotation, biological process: RNA modification. Lineage: Eukaryota; Viridiplantae; Streptophyta; Magnoliopsida; Cucurbitales; Cucurbitaceae.